Molecule: messenger RNA, 2687 nt
Organism: Crotalus tigris (Tiger rattlesnake)
Lineage: Eukaryota; Metazoa; Chordata; Lepidosauria; Squamata; Viperidae
Product: transmembrane 9 superfamily member 2-like
Exons: 17
Coding region: 160-2145 (661 amino acids)
Biological process (GO): protein localization to membrane
Cellular component (GO): membrane
Source: RefSeq, a predicted model, not a curated record
GAGGUUGUGGCGAGCGCCCCACCCAGGCCUGGCCGCGUUUCCUCAGUGCGAGGCCGCCGCCGCCGCUCCUGCCGGGCGAUUGUGACGUCGCCGCCGCGCUUGGAGCCCCUCCGUCCGACCCGCAGAGCCCCCCGCUGCCGCGAGCCAGGAAGUGUCACGAUGGGGAGGCCGCGGCCUAGCCGCCCGUCCGUUCUUCUGGCGCUGCUGCUGGUGCUGGGAGGCCGCGCAGGCCUCGGCACCGCCUUCUACCUGCCCGGCUUGGCGCCCGUCAGUUUCUGCGAGCCCUCGGACGCCAAGCAGGAAGGUCCCGCCGGAUGCUUGCCCAAAAUUGAGUUGUUUGUAAACAGGCUGGACUCAGUUGAAUCUGUUUUACCAUAUGAAUAUGAUGCUUUUGAUUUUUGCAAAGACCAGACGGAAGAGAGACCUUCAGAAAAUCUCGGACAAGUUCUGUUUGGCGAGAGAAUAGCCUCCUCCCCCUACGAGUUUACAUUUAAAAAAGAUGAAGAGUGCAAGAAAGCGUGCGUAAAAUCUUACGACCCACAGAAGCCAGAAGACAAAAAUAAUCUGGAUUUUUUGAAGAAGGGAAUGCAGUUGAAUUAUCAGCAUCAUUGGAUUAUAGAUAACAUGCCUGUGACUUGGUGCUACGAUGUAGAAGAUAGUCUUAAAUACUGUAAUCCUGGAUUUCCAAUUGGGUGUUAUAUUGCAUCAGAUGGCCGGAUAAAAGAUUUCUGCAUAAUGAGUGCUCAGUUCAACAAGAAGAACACUUUCUAUCUCUUCAAUCACGUAGACAUUACAAUCACCUACCAUAGUGGAAAAGAUGAGAACUGGCCCGGAGCAAGGCUAGUUGCAGCUCAGCUGGAACCCAAAAGUUACAAGCAUACAGAUAUAAACAAUUUAUCCUGUAAGGGUCCCCCUAUGGAAAUCCCUGCAGAAUUUAAUAGCAAACUGGACGUGAUCUAUACAUACUCUGUGAAAUUUGAAGAGAACAACAAUAUAAAAUGGGCUUCCCGGUGGGACUAUAUCUUGAAAUCCAUGCCUCACACCAACAUCCAGUGGUUCAGCAUCAUGAAUUCUCUCGUGAUCGUCCUUUUCUUAUCGGGGAUGGUCGCCAUGAUUCUCCUAAGGACGCUUCAUAAAGACAUCGCAAGAUACAACAAGAUCGACUCUUCAGAAGACGCCCAGGAGGAGUUUGGGUGGAAGCUGGUCCACGGAGACGUGUUCAGGCCGCCCCGGAAAGGCAUGCUACUCUCCGUCUUCUUAGGCCAAGGGACUCAGAUUUUUAUCAUGACGUUCAUUACUUUGUUCCUGGCCUGCCUUGGUUUCCUUUCGCCAGCCAACCGAGGGGCUUUGAUGACCUGCGCGGUGGUGCUCUGGGUUUUGCUGGGGACCCCAGCCGGCUACGUGUCUGCUCGUAUGUAUAAAACGUUUAGAGGAGAAAAAUGGAAGACCAAUGUGUUGCUGACGGCUCUUCUCUGUCCCGGGAUUGUCUUUGCCGACUUCUUCAUUAUGAACCUCAUCCUCUGGGUGAAGGGAUCCUCAGCAGCAAUUCCAUUUGGGACCCUGGUGGCGAUUUUGGCCAUGUGGUUUGGAAUAUCUGUCCCACUGACCUUCAUUGGUGCCUAUUUUGGGUUCAAAGAGAAGCCCAUUGAGCACCCCGUGCGAACGAACCAGAUUCCUCGCCAGAUCCCCGAACAAUCCUUUUUCACCAAGCCUCUGCCGGGCAUCGUCAUGGGCGGCAUCCUGCCCUUCGGGUGCAUCUUCAUCCAGCUCUUUUUCAUCCUGAACAGCAUUUGGUCUCACCAGAUGUACUACAUGUUUGGCUUCUUGUUCUUAGUCUUCAUCAUUCUCCUGAUUACCUGUUCGGAGGCCACCGUCCUGCUGUGUUACUUUCACCUGUGUGCUGAGGAUUAUCACUGGUGGUGGCGAUCAUUCCUAACCAGCAGCUUCACCGCCGUUUACCUCUUCAUCUACGCCAUUCAUUAUUUCUUCUCAAAACUCCAGAUUACUGGCAUUGCUAGCACCAUCCUCUACUUUGGGUACACUAUGAUCAUGGUCUUGAUUUUCUUCCUGUUCACAGGAACAAUUGGUUUCUUUGCUUGCUUCUGGUUUGUUAGUAAGAUUUACAGUGUCGUGAAAGUAGACUGAAGAAUCCCAGUCUGGCUUUUGAAAACACUUCUUGAGUUGCCGGAGACUCACACAUUAACCAUGUACAAAAGAACAAAAGCAUUUCAUCUUAAAAUAGUUAAGGUCCCCAGAGCUUCUAUCUUGGCCCCAAAAGGCAGGUUUUAAAUGGAACGGACGUAAGUGUGGACCCUUCUGAAAAACUGACAUUUUUUUCCAAACACUUCAUCCAGAGAAAUUUGGUGGUGGUGGUUGUUGGUUUACUUGAAAAAGAGCAACACUGAUUUAAUAGCAAAACCCAAAUGCAUUAUGUUUCGACGCUCGGCUCCCCCGGUGGAGAAUUCUCUAAAUCUUUGAUUUCUACAUGGUUAACUGAUUAUUCUGUCACAGAAGAGGGCUGUCCGGUAAAACAAGUGACUUUUAAAAUCAAUUCUGGAUCUCUUUCACAGUUGGUUGUCACCUGAUUCAAGAAUACAGUACUGUUAAAUGUCUAGUGCAGUUUUCUGAGAGGUGGGAGGAAAAACCGAGAGUUCCUCUGUUUUAAAUAAAACAACCCAAUUCCAGCA